This is a messenger RNA of Oryctolagus cuniculus (rabbit), 3230 nucleotides long. Lineage: Eukaryota; Metazoa; Chordata; Mammalia; Lagomorpha; Leporidae. The record is from RefSeq and is a predicted model, not a curated record.
CCUGCGCGGGCCGGCCUCGGGCAGGCCGGGUGGCGAGCGAACGCGGCGGUUGCCGGGAAACCGCGUAAACAGUGGACCUGGUGCAGCCCGGGUCGGCCUCUGAGCGCAGCAGGCGACUCUGUUUGCGGUGGGUGGUGGCGGUCGCCCGAGCCCGUGGGCGAUUUUCGGCAACCAAGAUGGCUUCCAAAAGGAGAACCUUGAGCUUUAGCGAAAGGCAUCAGAAAUUAGUAGAUGAAAACUACCGUAAAAAAUUGCAUGUCCAAGCACUCCAAGAAAUAGAGGCUCAGAUCAGGAACCAAAUGGUCAGGAACGAGAAUGACAACCGGGCAGAGCACAAGAGAUUCCUCAGAUUAUUACAGGAUGAACAAUUUGAGUUGGAUAUGGAAGAGGCCAUCCAAAAGGCAGAAGAAAACAAGAGAUUGAGGAAACUCCAGCUUGAACAAGAAGAAAAGUUGGCUACAGAAUUGGCAAAACUAAAACAUGAAAGUCUAAAGGAUGAGAAGAUGAGGCAACAAGUAAGAGAAAACAGUAUUGAGCUCAGAGAACUGGAGAAGAAAUUAAAAGCAGCUUAUAUGAAUAAAGAAAGGGCAGCUCAGAUUGCUGAAAAGGAUGCCAUUAAAUAUGAGCAAAUGAAACGUGAUGCUGAAAUAGCCAAAACUAUGAUGGAAGAACACGAGAGGGCAGUCAAGGAGGAGAAUGCUGCGGAAGACAGACGAAAUAAAAUGAAAGCACAGUAUUACCUGGACUUAGAGAAACAACUCGAAGAGCAAGAAAUAAAGAAGCAGGAAGCUUAUGAGCAGUUGCUGAAAGAGAAACUCAUGAUUGAUGAGAUUGUUAGGAAAAUCUAUGAAGAAGACCAAUUGGAAAGACAACAAAAGUUAGAAAAAAUGACUACAAUUCAAAAGUAUAUGGAAGAAUUUCAGAAAGAGCAGGCUCUCUGGAGGAGAAAGAAAUGUGAGGAGAUGGAGGAAGAAAACAGAAAAAUCAUGGAGUUUGCCAACAUGCAGCAGCAAAGAGAAGAAGCUCGGAUGGCAAAAGUUCAAGAAAAUGAGGAGAAAAGGCUACAGCUUCAGAAUGUGCUGUCUCAGAAGUUGGAAGAAAAGCUGCGGCAACGUGAAGAUUUGGAACAAGUGCGGCAAGAAUUAUACCAGGAAGAACAAGCUGAAAUAGUCAAGAAAAAAAUAAAAGAAGAAGCAGAAGAGAAAUUGAGAAAGCAAAAGGAGAUGAAGCAAGAUUUUGAAGAGCAGAUGGCCUUGAAGGAACUGGUUCUGCAGGCUGCAAAAGAGGAAGAGGAGCUCUUUAGGAAAACUAUGCUAGCUAAACUCGCAGAGGAUGAUCGAAUAGAAUUAAUGAAUGCGCAGAAACAAAGAAUGAAGCAACUGGAACACAGAAGGGCUGUGGAAAAACUCAUAGAGGAACGUCGCAACCAGUUCCUUGCAGACAAACAACGUGAACUGGAAGAAUGGCAGUUGCAACAAAGAAGACAAGGAUGCAUUAAUGCAGUCAUUGAAGAAGAAAGGCUAAAACUUCUCAAAGAACAUGCCACAAAAUUAUUAGGAUAUCUCCCUAAAGGAAUAUUUAAAAAAGAGGAUGACAUUGAUAUGCUUGGUGAAGAGUUUAAGAAGGCAUAUCAGAAAAGAAGUACAACUUGAAGACAAGUGGUAACAUCAAGAUUUGCUCCCCUCUACCAAAGCACAGGAAACAAAAACAAAUGGGAUUUCAUCAAACUAAAGAGCUGCCCAGCAAAGGAAACAAGAGUGAAGAGGCAAUCAAACGGAAGAAAAUAUUUGCAAGCCAAGUAACUGUUAAGAAAUUAAUAUCCAGAAUACAUAAAGGAACUCAGUAGCAAAAAACUCCAAAUAAUCCAGUUAGAUUGGCUACUAUAGAAAAAAAAACAAAAGUAACAAGUGUUGGUGAGAAUACAGAGAAAAGAGCACACCCUUGCACAAUGUUGGUGGGAAUGUAAAUUAGAACAGCCAUUGUAUCGCUUCUUGGCCUUUUGGCUAAGAUCAAGUGUAGAAUAGCCAUUGUAGGAAGCAUGGAGUUUCCCCCCAAAAAUAGAAUUAUCAUAUGAUCCAGCAAAUCCACUGCUGGGUCCAAGGGAAAUCAGUCUACUGAAGAGAUAUUUGCAUUUCCAUGUAUAUUGCUCAACAACUCACAAGUAAUGGAAACAACAUGUCUACCCACUGAUGAAUGGAUAAAGAAAAUGUACAUACACACAACAGAAUACUGUUCUAUUAAACUGGAUGAAAUCUUGUCAUUUACAUUAUUAGUGUGGCUAGAAAUAGAAGUUUAAGUGAAAUAAGCUAAGCACAGAAAGACAAGUACCCAUGUAUUCUAACUCAUAUGUGGAAUCCUAAAAUUUUAAUCUCACAGAAGUUGAGUAAGUAAUGGUGGUUACCAGAGGUGGGAAAGAGUCAGAUAGAACAUACUAAGGUACUGUUAGAUAAGAAUAAGAAGUUCUGGUGUUCUGUCACAUUGUAGAAUGACUAUAGAAGAUAAUGUAUAAUACACUUCUAUUUUAAAAAAAGUAUUCUUAUGUUCUCACUAUAAAUAAAUAUUAAAUAGGGAGCAGGCUUUUAGCCUAUCCCAUGUCCCACAAUGGAGUUCCACACUGGAAUACCUUGAUUCGAUUCCCAGCUCCGGCUCCUGACUCCUGCUUGUUGCCAAUACAGUGGCAUGGAGGCAGCAAUGAAGACUGAAGCAACUGGGUUUUUGUUAUCACAUGAGAUACCUGGACUGCAUUCCUGGUUCCAGGCUUCAGUCUCAGCCCAACAAUAGCAACUGUAGGCAUCUGAAGAGUGAACCAGUAAAUGGGUGCUGUGUCUCUCUGCCUAAUACAUUUUUAAAAUAAAAUUUAAGAAAUGUUAAAUGCUUGAGGAGAUGGACAGGUUUACCAUGAUAUGGAACAAAACAGCACAUGGUACCCAUAAAUAUGUACAAUUUUUAUGUUGCACUUAAAAAUUUUUAAAUUAUUUUUUUAAAUUAUAAAGGGAAAUCAAUGAAAUCAGAAGAAGUAAGCCUCCAAUAAGGCUGAUCAGGAAAAUAAAAAAGAAAUUACCAAUGCAACAAUGAGCAUGGGGAGAAAAAAAUAAUAUAAAUGUAAGAUGAAUAUUCAAAGGACAAUGAGGAAACAGUAUAGAAAACUAUGUAGGAGAUUUCAAAAAACAUAUGAAAUAGAUUUCUUCAGAGACAUCAACAUCCAAAACACGUAAUAAAAUCUAUAUAGC